Molecule: messenger RNA, 423 nt
Organism: Acanthisitta chloris (rifleman)
Lineage: Eukaryota; Metazoa; Chordata; Aves; Passeriformes; Acanthisittidae
Product: cytochrome b5 reductase 4-like
Exons: 3
Biological process (GO): superoxide metabolic process; generation of precursor metabolites and energy
Cellular component (GO): endoplasmic reticulum
Molecular function (GO): heme binding
Source: RefSeq, a predicted model, not a curated record
UUUGGACCAAAGGGGUUCCCAGUGUGUGGUGCUGUUGUAAAGGAAGGUGGAAGAUGCCCUGAAGAUCUUGCUCUGCCUUCCAGGGCAGGCCAUGGUGAAAACAUCUCUGGUAAGCUAGGGAACUUCAGUCCCAGCUUUCUCUGGGUACCUUUAAAACCAGGAAGGAGUCUUAUGGAUUGGAUUCGACUAACUAAAAGUGGGAAGGACUUGACUGGUUUGAAAGGGAGGCUGAUUGAAGUGACUGAAGAUGAGCUUGCUAAACACAACAAAAAGGAGGACUGCUGGAUAUGUAUAAGAGGAUUUGUAUAUAAUGUCACACCAUACAUGGAAUAUCAUCCUGGAGGAGAGGAUGAACUGAUGAAAGCAGCAGGAACUGAUGGAACAGAUCUCUUUGAUCAGGUGAGAACAACUGGCAGCAAAUGA